Molecule: messenger RNA, 2670 nt
Organism: Alosa alosa (allis shad)
Lineage: Eukaryota; Metazoa; Chordata; Actinopteri; Clupeiformes; Clupeidae
Gene: gucy1a1
Product: guanylate cyclase 1 soluble subunit alpha 1
Exons: 8
Coding region: 257-2305 (682 amino acids)
Biological process (GO): response to oxygen levels; cGMP biosynthetic process
Cellular component (GO): guanylate cyclase complex, soluble
Molecular function (GO): heme binding; guanylate cyclase activity
Source: RefSeq, a predicted model, not a curated record
UGGAAAGUCCACUUUCGCCUAUGAUAGGUUGGAAUUAAACUGUGAAUACUGUAUUUACUGCCGGCUUAGUUGUUGAUGGUUUGAAACAGCAAGGACAGCGCAGGUGUCCAACACCUUUUCUACAGUCUUUCAUUUUGCCUCAUCAGUUUGGGAAUGUUACCAUGUGGGAGCUGGUUGCAUUUAGGACAAGAGUUUUUAUUUCAGUAUGUAUAUGUAAUCGGUUACCAUUUACACGGACAGGAUUAAUACCCCAAGGAUGUUUUGCGCAAAAUUAAAGGAACUUAAAAUUUCUGGAGAGUGCCCGUUUUCUAUGGUCCUUCAAAAUGAAGAGCCACGGAAUUUUGAGAAUUGCUCAAGCGGUCGUUCAACAAACGAAUUGCCCAUUUCCAAAGAUGUGCAUGGGCAUAUACCACUCAUGCGUCCUCAACGGAAAACAAGCAAGAGUAAAGUUAAUCUGCAUACACUCGGAGAAAGCAUUCGAAAAUUAGUUUGUCCUGAGUUACAGAGAUUACAAAAUGCUUUCAUGAGUGUGGUGCAGCAGCACAAAUCAGAUGAUCCCUGGAGACUGGAAAAGCCAGAGCACCUAGAGGAUAUUAUGAAGAACUUAUGUGUCAAAACAGGUAUUCAUAUGGAUAUGUUGAAAAUAUCCCUGGGCAUUGAGGUGUUCAGAACCUGCUAUGAGGAGGAUGGUCAUAUUUUAGGAGUAGUGGGGGGAGCCCUGCAUGACUUCUUGAACAGCUUCAAUGUGCUUUUAAAGCAAAGCUCCCCACCCACCCCAGAGGCUAGGAGACAUAUCAGCGAAGCGUCCGUUCUCUGCCUGGACAAAGACCCCGGACUGCUUACCGUCUACUACUUCAACCCCCAUCCCACCACAGAGCUCUUCUUCCCAGGCAUCAUCCAGGCGGCGGCCAGGGUGCUCUACCGCCUGGACGUGGAGGUGCGGAUGGACCCCGGGGCCAAGGAGAGCGCCCUGGAGGCCAGCCACCAGCCCCACCUGCUCUACUCGGUGCUGAUGCGCGACGCCAAGAGCCUGACCCCCAGUCCUAUGCGGACGCUGUCCAGCGGAGACAUCCCGCUCUCGCUGCUCUACUCCACCUUCCCCUUCCACGUGAUGCUGGACCAGGACAUGGGUCUGGUCCAGAUCGGCGUCGGGCUCCGGCGACGGCUGCCCCGCCGGGACGCCCCGAGAAGGCCGAGGUUCGAGGAGCACUUUGUCAUCGUCAGCCCCGAGAUCUGCUGCACGUUCCAGGGGAUCCUCACCAUGCUCAACACCCAGUUUGUCCUGCGGAUGAGACCAGGUGUGUGGACCGUGGAGAGCUCUGCCAAGCUGAUGGAUCUGAAGGGCCAGAUGAUUUUCAUGUCCGAGAUGAACGCUAUCCUCUUUCUGGGCUCUCCGUGCGUGGACAAGCUGGACGAGUUGAUGGGCCGCGGCCUCUACCUGGCGGACAUCCCCAUCCACAACGCCCUGCGCGACGUGGUGCUGGUCGGCGAGCAGGCCAAGGCCCAGGACGGCCUGAAGAAGCGCCUGGGCAAGGCCAAGGGGGCUCUGGAGCUGGCGCACCAGGCCCUGGAGGAGGAGAAGCGGCGCACCGUGGAGCUGCUCUUCACCAUCUUCCCCGGGAACGUGGCCCAGCGGCUAUGGCAGGGGCUCCCCGUGCAGGCCAAGAAGUUCGACAACGUCACAAUGCUGUUCUCUGACAUCGUGGGCUUCACCGCCAUCUGUUCACGCUGCACGCCCAUGCAGGUGGUCACCAUGUUAGGGGAGCUCUACACACGCUUUGACCACCACGUUGGUGAGCUGGAUGUAUAUAAGGUGGAGACCAUUGGAGAUGCUUACUGCGUGGCUGGUGGUUUGCACAAGGAGAGUGAGAACCACGCUGUGCAGAUUGCUCUUAUGGCUCUGAAGAUGAUGGAACUUUCGGAUGAAGUCACAACCCCCACCGGAGAGGUCAUCAGGAUGCGGAUUGGCAUCCACUCAGGAUCUGUCCUGGCUGGUGUGGUUGGUGUGCAAAUGCCUCGGUACUGCCUGUUUGGUAACAACGUGACACUUGCAAACAAAUUUGAGUCCUGUAGUCAGCCACGGAAGAUAAACGUCAGUCCAACCACAUACAGGUUGUUAAAAGAUCGGCCAGAGUUCACCUUCAUACCGCGGAGCAGAGAGGAGCUUCCGCCUAACUUCCCCUCUGAGAUCCCUGGUGUUUGUUACUUCCUUGAGGCUUUCGAUCAAAGGAGCAGCAGUGACUCAAACACAGAUGGGCCGCUGGCUGGCCAUUCAAACACUCCAGUGGAACAUACAUAUACAUAAAUAUCAUUGGGACAAUGUACACAGAGCACGCCAUGCUGAUGCCAGAAGUUGUGUAUUCACCAUUCACAUGCCAUUGACACAUAUAUAGCAGCCAUUCCAGCAAUAGGACUAAGAUUGUCAAAAUCACUUGCUCUUUUUUCACAGUGCACUGUUUGAUUUACCUUGUAACUAAAUAUGUAGUAAUAAUACUUAGAUUGUAGACACUUCUUUUUAUAGCACACAGUGGAUUAAUAUGAAGCUUUAGGAGUUACAGCUAUAAUGCAUCUUAGUUAGACCAUAAUGGAUGUGCAAACAUUCCAAAAUGAAAGCAUUCAUUACUUUGGCCUUUUGUAUUUUAACUGAGCUAUAAUAAAGAUAUAUGACUA